AUGAGGUUCAAGAAGAGAAUCAGUCUGACGCAUUCGACUAGAAGUAGACGGGGCAAGCAACCUGCACAAAUUGUGGAGCCAGAACCAACCGCUAUGCCUGUUGAUGAGGCACGUUUUGAUCAGAACGAAUGGCAAUGGAUGGAAACUGUCGAGAAAGCCCUCAUCAAUUGGGACUUCGGCGGAGGUUCCGGUCGUGAAGCGACUUCAAUCGAAAUGGAACGAGAAGCACCAGAAGCUGACUCCGUCGUCCCGGAGCAAAAGAAAAAGGGGCGCAUCCGCCCAAUGUUUUCUGCAUUGAGACAGAAGCUCAGGCGAAAGCCCAAACCCUUGUUGAAUUUGGAGGAGGACCACGAGGUCCCUAGUACGACCCGGACCAUGGAGGAGGAUGCUAAGGAACAAAAUCAAAAGCAACCACUCUUGACGUAUGAACAAUGGGAAAAAUUCAUGGACACAGUUGCAUUCCCUGAAAAGUCGAAGCCUUUCGUGGCCAUUAAAGAUUUUGUUGCCGUCUCGAGGGAAAAGCGUGCGGCCAAGGCUAACAGCCGCAGUGUGUCGCCGAAUGAUGUGGUACAAGAAAACGAUACUGUAUCUGAUGGUGAAGACUCAAAAGAAGAUAAGAUGUCAUUGGCGCAAUACUUGGGCACCCAAUCAGUAGAUGAGGAAUCGGUUCAGCAAAUGAAGGAAACCGGUAUCACAUGGGAAGAGUUCAUGGACACGGUUGCCUUUCCCGAAAAGAUCUUGGGCCAAAAGUAUAACACUCUCUUAUCGUUCAUUGCAAAAAACAGAGUCCCUCCAAAUGAUAACAAAGAAAUCACAACGACAUCGACUUCACCAAGGGGGUCCUUUGUGAUCAAGGAUGAUAAGUAUGCUUUUGACGACGAAGAAGACGAUGAUAUCAGACUAUAUUCCAUGGUGAAGGACUUUCCAGGCGAAGAUCUUGGAAUCAGUCUUACAGUUCUCGAUGGUCAAACUGGGAUCUUCGUGUCCCAUGUAGCCCGUAGCAGCAAGGCAGCAGCUGCUGGACUAACACCUGGCAUGCAAAUUAUAUCGAUCAACCAGGACUCAUGCCCUACCGAUCUGGAAGAAGCCGAGUUUUUGCUUGAAAGUGUCGAGGACGGCGUGCAAAUCUUUGCACAGCCAGGUGUCACACCAGGCUUUGUGCUGCAAGGAAUGGAUGCUUUGGAAAUUGGAAAGUCCGCGCUCGCCAAUAUCUUCACUCACGUCGUUGGCCUUGAAAACGAUAUCAGUGACGAUGACUCUCAUAAAGGCGAAGGGGACUGGGGUGCUGGAAACGGUGUAGCAACCGUCCGAUCACAGUGGCGAAAUCAGGCUAUUGGAUCCAAGCCGGUCAACUUGAAACCCAAAUCAGGCCGAACAAAACAUUUCAGCAUCGUGAAGGAGAGCAAGUCGGAGGUUGUCGGAGUUGCCUUUGUGCAAACCCAAGAUUGGCCCGGAAUCUUUGUGAACCAAAUUUUGCCAUCCAGCAAGUUUUACGGAUGUGGGUUGAAGAAAGGCAUGCGAGUCGUAUCCAUCAAUGGUGAACCCUGUCCAAACAGAAUCGAUGCUCUCAUCCGAAAGAUUCAGUCCGUUACUGGAUCGCUGGAACUUUGUGUCGAGAUGGCAAGAGAUGUUGUGAAUAACACUCUAGAUUGUGACUCCUUCAUCACUACCACUAUUGUCAAGCGUGGAGGAGAAAAUCCUGGCAUGACGUUGCGAAGAGACAGAUUGAAAGGUGGAAUCUUUGUCAAGAGCAUUGAUCCUUACAGCGACUUUGUUGGAACCAACCUUCGACCCGGCCUUCGCAUCAUGAGCAUCAACGGCCAUUCAUGCCCCAAGGAUGUCAAAGACUGCAUGUGGGAAAUUCAACAAGUCGAUGGGAUUUUGGAUAUCAUUGCCGAAAACGUGCCAGAAACACACCUUCGGCUCGAUUAA
Messenger RNA from Cylindrotheca closterium, 1932 nucleotides. Lineage: Eukaryota; Bacillariophyta; Bacillariophyceae; Bacillariales; Bacillariaceae. The record is from the annotation of a GenBank genome assembly.